CGGGGCUGAGCCAUAAAAGCGCCGGGAGCCGGCGGGGCCGCGGCUCCAGUUGGCGGCAGCCGUGCCGGGCACCCGUGGGGUGGGCAGCGCGGCCGCCGCUCCGCAGCGCAGGGACCGCCGCCGGCCACCCCCAAGAUGCUGUUUUGGCACACGCAGCCGGAGCAUUACAACCAGCACUCGACCGGCAGCUACCUGCGAGAUGUCCUUGCACUGCCGAUCUUCAAGCAGGAAGAGCCGCAGCUGUCUCCUGAGAACGAUGCCAAACUGCCACCCUUUCAGUAUGUCCUCUGCACAGCCACCUCCCCCGCCGUGAAACUGCACGAGGAAACUCUGACCUACCUCAACCAAGGUCAGUCUUAUGAAAUCCGUCUACUUGAGAAUAGGAAAUUGGGAGAGUUUCAAGAUUUAAACACAAAAUAUGUAAAGAGUAUAAUUCGUGUAGUUUUCCACGACCGCCGCCUGCAGUACACAGAGCAUCAGCAGCUCGAGGGCUGGAGGUGGAGUCGGCCUGGGGACCGCAUCCUUGAUAUAGAUAUCCCGCUGUCAGUUGGUAUCUUGGAUCCCAGGGCUAGCCCAACCCAGUUGAACACUGUUGAAUUUCUCUGGGAUCCGUCAAAGAGGGCUUCAGCAUUCAUUCAGGUACAUUGCAUCAGCACAGAGUUUACUCCACGGAAACAUGGAGGAGAAAAAGGGGUGCCCUUCCGGGUGCAAAUCGACACCUUUAAGCAGAAUGAAAAUGGUGAAUACACAGAACACUUGCAUUCUGCAAGCUGCCAGAUCAAAGUGUUCAAGCCUAAAGGAGCAGACAGAAAACAGAAGACUGACAGGGAAAAAAUGGAAAAGAAGACCACCCAAGAGAAGGAGAAGUAUCAGCCUUCCUAUGAGACAACUAUUCUCACAGAGUGCUCUCCCUGGCCAGAUGUGCCUUAUCAAAUGAACAAUGCUCCAUCUCCAAGCUACAACAGUUCUCCCAACAGCUUCAACCUCGGAGAUGGCAACAGUUCUCCAACCCACCAAAUGGAGCUCCUGCCUCCCAGCAAUGAUCAUCUCCUUCCUUCUGCUUCUAUUCAAGAUGCCCAGCAGUGGCUUCAUCGUAAUAGGUUCUCUCCAUUCUGUAGACUCUUCUCAAGUUUUUCGGGUGCCGACUUACUGAAGAUGUCCAAAGAAGAUUUUGUUCAAAUCUGUGGGCCUGCUGAUGGAAUUCGGCUCUUUAAUGCAAUUAAAGGAAGAAAUGUGAGGCCCAAGAUGACAAUUUAUGUCUGUCAAGAACCAGAGCAAAACAGGUCCCAUCUCCACCAAAAACGAGAAAAUGGAGAUGGCAGUCUUUGUGUGUAUCAUGCAAUCUUCUUAGAGGAGCUGACCACGCUGGAGCUGCUGGAGAAGAUUGCAAACCUGUACAGCAUUUCUCCACAGCAGAUCAAUCGGAUCUACCGGCAGGGACCCACGGGCAUCCACGUGUUGGUGAGCAAUGAGAUGGUGCAAAACUUCCAAGACGAAUCCUGUUUUGUUAUCAGUACAUUGAAAGCUGAAAGCAAUGAUGGCUACCACAUCAUUUUAAAAUGACCGUGCUGCUCAGAGAGACUUUAACGGCCUAAAACUUAGUGCCUCACUGAGAUUGCUACAACCUAGACUGGAAACACAAAGAACCUUCUGGGUAAAUGCUCCUGUGAACGAAGAAUUCCCAAACGGCUUAAGAAAAAAAUUGCUUUUACAGAUAGAAAUUUUUGGUGGUGUGUGAUUUUGGUGGGUUUGGUUUUUUUGUUUGAUUUUUGUUUUGGUUCUUUUUUUUUUUUAAGCUGGAGCACAUCCUCAAAGCUUGUACAUGUUUUUUCCUCCCUCCCUUCCUCUUCAGUCUUGAAAAUUGUAGAGGUUUCUGCUUAUUACUUAGAAACAUCUGCCUUGUACUAAAGGGAAAUGAAAGAUAAACAAAUCCCAAUUUUCUUCACCCCUCAUGUUCAGGUGAAUUGAUUUACUUACUUCUGAGUGCUCUCUUGCUUUCAACACACACCCUGAUGCUGAUGGAUGUGGACUCCCCAGGGCUCCUCUUGUACUCUUUGAGGUGGAAGGCUUGGGGCUACCUCCCAAAGCAGAUUGGGCAAUGCAGAGGGUGGGUUUGGUGCCCAGCCUUCACCCAAAGUGUCAGCUCUGAAGGCCCACACUUAGCUGUUCUCCACCUGCAGAUGUGCUCAAAGUCCAGAGACCCUGGUCCCUCCUGACAGACCUUCUGUAGUACCAGUCCAGCAGAACAGUUCUGAGGGGGUUCAAGGGAGGACAGACAACUUGUGGUGAGCAGUUCAGUACCAUAUUAUUAUGUGUAGCUUAAGAGUAGUCUCCUUGAAUGGAGCAUAUGAAGGUUUUCUAGGAACUGUUUUGAGCAUUGGAAGCUAUAGUGCUCAUGACAAAUUCAUACUGUGGAUUUAUUCUGCUCUACAAAUUAGUGAUUAACUGCUAUCUUUACUGUAACUGGGAAUUAGAAGUUAUAAUCUUAAUGGAUUUUCAUCCUGUUACUGGAGUAAAACUGUUUUGAUCAAGACCAGUUAACAGAUCAUCUUAGUUGCUGCUUCUUACAUUCUUGCUCUUUCACUUUUGACUCCUGUUUCCUGUAUCUGUAAGUAUGAUCAGCUCCAACCUCCCUUGGUCUUUUGGGACUCUUUCCAGACUCCAUUAAGCUAAAAAGGUGCCUUCCACUGAAGUCAAAGGCAAACUGGAUCACACCUUUCUUGCAUGGAUGAAAUCAUUUCACUUCUGACAGCUAAAUAAUAUGGCUGUUUCCCCAAACUGAGUGUCCAUGCACCAUCAAAAUCUGAUUCUUGAACAUUUGAUUUCAUCCUGAACUGUCAUGGAAAGCUGAAAUACCAAACAUUUUCCUGGAAAGGAAAUUUUUCAAAAAAUGAGACGUUGUCAGCUGGAAAACACUGAAUAAAAUGUUCCAGCCUUUUGAAAUGGAAACAUUUAAUUAAAUCCAUUUGGCCCUUAAAGCAGCAUCAGUUUGAGCUACUGUUGCAGCCCUCAGAAAUUGUCAUUCAAGUGCCUUGCGCGCCAUGUCUCCCUUGGGGCUGAGCUCUUUGGCUGAAUUACAGAUCCCAUGAUGCUCCUACCCUGGGUUAGUCAAACAGGGAAUGCGUCAUGAGGGCUGGAGAGGUGCCCAGGGAAAGAGGGGGCCGUGGAGCCCUUGAAUUACAGCUCCCAGCUGACACCGGAGGAAUUCGGACAGACACGGACUGAUAUUUCUCUGACAAAAGUUAUGUGUUUCAAGUUUUCCCAACAGAAAUAAACAGCAAAAUAUUGAGAAAAGCAACCUUUUUUUCAUUAAAGCAUCAAGUUUUGCGCAAAAAACCCCCACCCAUCUCCACUGAUUUUUUUUUUUUUCACUGAAAAUAAUACUAGAAUAGAAAACUUGUGUUACAAUGGGAAAACCUUGAGCCAACUCAGCUAAUUGAGCAGCAAUGUCUACUUAGGCACGAUCUUGCUCAACUGACUGUCCUGGAUGCUCUAUGAAUUGUAGGCAUGCAAAAAGGAUGUCUAGGCUUUGGGACGUGGUGGUUCCCCCUUCUGAAAUGAAGGAAUUGAGGCUUCUUGGUUGAGAACCAAGCUGUGUAGGUGAGGAGGAGCUCCUGGUCAUGGAAUCCAGGUUGUGGCCAUGCACAGCUGCCUUGCAAAACAGUGAAUUAAUUCCAGAUGCCUUUGUGAGCACGUGGGACCAGUGUGUCCUUGUGUACCAGGAGCUGCUUGCUUUAUUUUCUAGAAGGUGCUUUGGAAGAAGUAUGUUUGCUGUGGUUUUUCAUCCUGCUGUGUAAUAUUGGCCCAGUGCAUGGUGUGGCUGUCAUUGGCACAUAGCUCAGGUGAAUCUGACCUCAUUGGAAGGUUCUAAGUAGACCUUGAAGUUUCCAGGAGUGUAGCCUGUAUCACAUCAUAUCCACUUGGAUGUGAUAGCCCUGUAACUGAUGGGACACAGCAAUACUGAUACACAGUAGAGUGAAGAAAGCAUAGAGAUGGCUUUGCUGCCAGAGUUAGGGACUGAGAACUGUUUGCUUGUUAUAAAAUGUCUUAACUUCUUGAUUCUUUUAAAAACCAGCUCUUGCCCAUAAGGAAUUAUAUUCCAAAGUCCUCAUAGUGUUUCAAUAGCAUUAAUUUUGAGUUACUUCAGUGUAGAAUCAUAGAUUGUCUUGAGUUGAAGGGGACUGUGAAGGGUCACAGAGUCCAGUGCCCUGGUCCUUACAGGAGUACCUAAAACUGAUCCAUGUGACUAUGAGUGUUGUCCAGAGCAGCCCGGGUGCUCCUUGAACUCUGGCAGGCUUGGUGCCAUGAGCAGGGGCAAGGGAAGUCCCUGGGCAGCGUGUCCCAGUGACCAACCACCCUCCCAGAGAGAACCUUUCUCCAGUGUCCAGUCUGAAUUGCCCUGAUUCAGCUUCACUCCAUUCCCUCCCUUCUGCUGCUGGUCACCAGAGAGGGGAGAUCAGCACCUCCACUGCUGCCCUUGAGGAAGGUGCAGAGAGAGAAGAAAGACUUGUCUCACCUGUGUGUCAGGUAAUCCCUGACUCUCCUUGGAUCUGCCAUCCCUAGAGGGACUUGUUUGACCCGUUUGUGGAAGUGACAGCCUCCAGAAGGGAACUUUUGUUUCCUCAAGAGUGGAGGAAGCACAAAUGUUGAGUCUGGGAUGGUGUUGCUCUAGGACAGGAAACAGCACCACGUGAACACGCUGCCGUUCUCAAGGUAGAAAAGGGAAGUUUAUUUUCUGACUCUAACAUUUAUAGAUUUCUAAAGGUGACAGUGGAUUGGAGGGUGAAAGUGACACUUCUCCAAUGACACUGGGCAAACCAACAGUUUCAUCAAAUUUCUCAUCCUCUAUAAAAGAAUGCAAAACAAUAAGUUGUUUACAGAAAGUGUGUGAGAAAGUUUGCUACAAGAAUGCAAGCAGCAGAAGGCUUAGAAAAUCUUAAAAAAUCAGGGUGACAUGAUAGAUAUCUAAAUUCUAGACAGACUAAAGGCAAGGGAGGUGAGCAGCUCCCACUCAUCUAAAUAGCUUUAGUUUUUUAUUAAGUGCCUGUUACACUUAUUUUUACUCUUUUUUUAUUGUUGUUGCUUCUAUUUCUUUCUUAAAAAGUAAGAAAACCUACUCAAAAUUAUUUAACUGGAACUUUUUACAGCUAUGUGUGAAAUUUGUGCAGCAGAACUUUAUAAGGACUGAGUCUUAGGAUAACAGUGAGUAACAACAGUUUCUCAAGCUGUCCACUCUUGAGUUGUAUGUAUGAUGACAGCCACUAUGAGUAAAAGUGGGCUUGCUGGGGAUGAAAAGGCAGAAUCAUGAUGUGAUUAAUACCAAUGUGACUCUAGCCAGUACUGCAAAGUAUAAACUUGCAUUCUUGUCAGAUCUGUACUGUCUGUUUGAAAUUUCAUAAAUUGUGGCAUUUUCUCUAUCAACUGAGUAAAAUGAUAGAGAUCAAUUAAUAUGACUAUGGUAAUGUCUGGAAAACUCACAGUAAUGCCUAUGAUACACAACUGCAGGGUAGGGAGAGGGCAAACGAUCUGGUGAUAAAAUCUUGGCCAUCUGAUUGAGGUGGCAGGACUGGUGCUACUAAAAUUAAAGCUCCUGUUCUUUCUGCUGGCCCCGCAUGGUUAAUUGGCUAAAAUAGAAAUAAUCAUUCAAUAUGGAAAAUACUGGAGUUCUCAUUGUCUUAGUGUGAAAUUGAAUGGGCUGAAGUUUCAAGACUCAGAGGUGGUAAGAGGAUUCUUGCAUUUGAGAAGCCCUGAAUGGCACUCUCCUUAUAAUGUAACAUAUACAUAUAUAUGCAUAUAUAUAUACAUAUAUAUCCACAUACAUACUGUACUGUAUCAACACAUAUUUGUGCUGAGUACAUGUGUUCUUUGGCUUUAACUGGUACUCUGCUUUGUUUAGUUGCAGUUCAAUGUAAAAGACUCUGGUUGAUCAAGCUUCAAAACCCAGCCAUUCCUUGGGUAGAAAUGUAAAAGUCCAUAGUAGCAACUAGGUGAUUUGGACAUGGUACACUUGGAGUGAUGUAAGUCUGAUGAAUUUCUGCGAUACAAAUCCCAGGCCGUGGUGAAGAUGAGCAUAUUCUUUCACUAACACUGCAGUUCUACAUUGCAGCUUCUGAAAAUUAGUUAGAGCAACAGAGAAAUAGAUUGCCCAGUGCUUUGUGAACUAGUAAGGCUACUCCAUAAGCAGAACAACCAUACGAUGACUUUUCCUAGCUCAGUGUUGUAUUGCUUAAGCAUUGACUGUAAUUCUAACAAUCAUCUGGUGGAUGACUCAAACAGGUGUUUUUGUCUCUUAUCUGUUGGGAUUUUUUUUUACUUCUCAAAGAAAUGCUUAUAUUCAGACUGUAGCUUCUCUUUCUCCUCCAGUUAUGAAAUGGUUUAACUUUAUGCUAGUAAUAGAAAUAUUUUCAUUAGAUUAUAAUCUGUUUGACAGCACAGGGUACUCAGAGUGGGGAGUGUUUGGCUUUGAUCAUCACUACUGUGGGUGAAUAUGAGAAGGCAGACUGGAGGUCUAACGUCCUUGGCUCUCUCUAACAAAUGGGUUAAGCUAGUGCCUAUUUUUUUGUGCAUUUUUGAUUUGUACCUUUUUUUUUCCAUUCCCUCAAAAUUCUGCUCCCUGGUGGGGGAUGCAUUGGUGACCAGAUGGUGUGCUCAACUUUUCAAAGUAGCCUGCUGUCCCGGUUUGCUUGGGGUGAGUGUUUAUCUUUCAAAGGGGAGUUUCUCUCUUCACUGGCAAUGCAGCUGUUAGAGGCAGGCAUGCUGGCCACAAAGUUGGCAUGAUGGGCAAGGGCGAGUGGAGGUGGGUCGAUGGGAGGCUGAGGAGUACCAGUUGUGAGUAAAUACUGCCACACUCUUCGUCUUUUCGUUUGUUGGUUUUGGGGGUUUUUUUUGUACAUGAAUAAAUAAAAAAAAAAGCAUAUUUUGCACUGGCUCUUGUACUGUUGUGCAGAAGAAAUCUGUAUCUAGAAUCUGUGCUCCAGUCAAAAUGCAAAUAAAUCUGUUUGUAAGAAGCA
Molecule: messenger RNA, 7010 nt
Organism: Passer domesticus (house sparrow)
Lineage: Eukaryota; Metazoa; Chordata; Aves; Passeriformes; Passeridae
Gene: TFCP2L1
Product: transcription factor CP2 like 1
Exons: 15
Coding region: 136-1563 (475 amino acids)
Biological process (GO): regulation of transcription by RNA polymerase II
Cellular component (GO): nucleus
Molecular function (GO): RNA polymerase II cis-regulatory region sequence-specific DNA binding; DNA-binding transcription activator activity, RNA polymerase II-specific
Source: RefSeq, a predicted model, not a curated record